This is a messenger RNA of Papaver somniferum (opium poppy), 1467 nucleotides long. RefSeq names its product protein DETOXIFICATION 33-like. Gene Ontology annotation, cellular component: membrane. Gene Ontology annotation, molecular function: antiporter activity; xenobiotic transmembrane transporter activity. Gene Ontology annotation, biological process: xenobiotic detoxification by transmembrane export across the plasma membrane. Bases 1 to 1467 code for a protein of 488 amino acids. Lineage: Eukaryota; Viridiplantae; Streptophyta; Magnoliopsida; Ranunculales; Papaveraceae. The transcript has 10 exons. The record is from RefSeq and is a predicted model, not a curated record.
AUGGAUGAUUCAACUUCAAACUACUCAGUUCCUCUGUUAACAAACCGAAAUGAAAAUUCUAAUCAGGUAUCCUUUAGUCGAAAAGUUUGGGAAGAAAACAAGAUCAUAUGGUACAUAGCAGGACCAUGCAUCUUAUGUGCAAUAUUUCAAUUCUCUCUUGCUUUCAUCACUCAAACAUGGGUUGGUCAUGUUGGUACACUUGAGCUUGCUGCUUUUGGUCUCCAAAACUUGGUCAUUUCUGGUCUCACCUAUGGCAUCAUGACGGCAUUACCAUUAACACUAAUCUCGGUAUUUGGAACACCAAUUCUACUGGUUUUAGGCCAAAAACAGGAGAUUGCAGAAUUAGCCGGUACAUAUUCUAUAUGGAUGAUACCACAAUUAUACAUGUAUGCACUGAAUUUUCCUAUGCAAAGAUUCUUGCAAGCGCAAAGUAAAGUCAUGCCAUUAGCUUGGAUAUCAUUUGUGGUUUUAGUUAUUCAUGUUCCGUUAAGUUGGUUUUGUGUCAUGAGAUGGGGUUUGGUUGGAGCAGCAGCUUCUUUGAAUUUUUCAUGGGUCUUGGUUGUCGUUCUUCAAUAUGCUUAUAUUGUCUCUGGAAGCUGCAAGGAUACUUGGAGUGGUUUUUCAUGGAAGGCUUUUACUGAAUUGCUUGAUUUUCUCUGGUUGUCUCUGGCUUCAGCUGUCAUGCUCUGCUUGGAAUAUUGGACAGUUAUGGUUCUGCUUGUAUUUGCCGGCGUACUUAAAAAUGCUGAAGUUAAAGUCGAUGCUGCUGCUAUCUGUUUGAAUGUCGAAGGAUGGAUAUUUAUGGUACCACUUGGAUAUAUUGCUGCUGUCAGCGUAAGGGUGUCGAACGAAUUGGGAGCAGGAAAUGCAGCAGCUGCAAAAUUUUCUGUUUGGGUUACAGUCUCAAUUGCUCUAGUCACACAGACUGCUUUUGCCAUCCUUAUUUUCAUAACGAGAUACGACUUCCCAAAACUCUUUACAGAUGACAAGAUUGUUAUGAAAGAAGUUAGUGCAUUAGUCGCAUAUUUAUGUAUUUCAAUCUUACUCUGCGCCGUCUUACCCGUUUUAUCAGGUAUGGCCAUUGGAGCUGGUUGGCAAGCUGUUGUAGCCUACGUAAAUUCCAUAAGCUACUAUCUCAUCGGGUUGCCCGUUGGCGUCUUUAUGGGAUUCAAAUUAGACUGGGGUUUAGAGGGACUUUGGAUUGGAUUACAAAUUGGGAUGGGUCUUCAGACUAUCGUUCUCUUAAUCAUGUUUUGGCGUGCCGAUUGGGAUAAAGAGGUGCAGUUGUCCAAAGAUAGAGUUUCAGAGGAUGUAGGUUUGGGUGAGGAACGAAAAUUUUGUGGACUGAGUUCUGGUGGUCAACUUGGUGCUGAAUUAGGUCUGUUUUGUGCUGAGAAGUCAGUUAAAAGAGCUGGUGUUGUUGCCAUGGUUCCAGGCAGUAUACGGGAGCUUAUAGACAGCAGCUAG